Messenger RNA from Leptopilina heterotoma, 2198 nucleotides. RefSeq names its product abl interactor 2 (gene Abi). The record is from RefSeq and is a predicted model, not a curated record. The transcript has 6 exons. Lineage: Eukaryota; Metazoa; Arthropoda; Insecta; Hymenoptera; Figitidae. Gene Ontology annotation, molecular function: SH3 domain binding. Bases 236 to 1669 code for a protein of 477 amino acids.
GAGGAAACCGGCAUAUAGUUAAUGGUCAAUGGAUAUGGUUGGGUGUGUGACAAUUUUCUUUUUUUUGUAAAUAGAACAUUUGGUAAUUAUAAACUUAUGAAGGCGUUAUAACUAUCAGUCACAAUGAUGGCCGAAUAUCAAUAACGUCGAAAUAACUAACGAGAGAGUAUCGUCGAGUGAAAUAGGUACCGGAUCCUGCGGAGUGUCAUCGGGCGUAGGCAGCGACUCGGAAAUCAUGGCCGAAUUGGCAGCACUUUUACGUCAGGAGAUUCCCGAGGGUCGUGGGAGUCUCGCGGACAGUCACACGAAUUUAGAGCGUGUCGCUGAAUAUUGCGAGGCAAAUUAUUUUCAAGCUGAAAACAAGAGAAUCGCAUUGGAGGAGACAAAAAAUUAUACAACACAAUCACUUGCCAGUGUCGCCUAUCAGAUAAAUACACUCGCCUACAAUUUUCUCCAGCUUCUCGACUUGCAGACCUCGCAACUUGACGAGAUGGAGAGUCAGAUGAAUCAUAUCGCUCAAACAGUAAUGAUACACAAGGAAAAAGUUGCCAGGAGGGAAAUUGGCGUUCUCACUGCCAAUAAAAUGACCAGUCGUCAGUAUAAAAUCAUCGCUCCGGCUAAUCCUGAGAAACCGAUUAAGUAUGUGAGGAAGAGCAUUGAUUAUACAAUUCUCGAUGAUAUUGGUCAUGGCGUUCGUGGCGGAGGAACGCCGAGGAGUAAACAAAGGGGAGGAAGUCAGGGAAGUGUGCAAAGUUUGGGAGUUGCUUCUCAAAGUUCCGCCCUGGCGGCGACUAUCGUCGGUCCUGCUCCGACUACUAAACCUCCCACACCUCCCCAGAGUGUCCGGACAGGAACUUUGAGCAAAGGUUCUCGAGAGUACAGAACACCUCCGGCAGUAGCUCCGCCGCAAGUGCCGAGUCAUUACGCACCAAAUUACCCACUGGGACAUCCUAGACGAGAACGUGGUCCCGGAUACAGUACUCUGCCUUUGCACGCACACACAACUCAACAUCAGAAUCUCGGUUCGAAUCAUAAUACGAUGAUAAAUACAGGGAAUCAACAUACUUCGCCACCACAAGUCGGAACCGUUCAUCCCCUACAGAGUCAUCCUCAAACUCCUCCACCGGCUCCUCCUAGUGUAACUGGCUCCACAAAUUACGUGCAAAUUCAGGAUCAACACAAUGGCAUGCCUCAAACUGGUUCACGUCCUAAUUGGCCUUCAAUGGGUACAACAGUAAGGUUUAAAGCUCCUCCUUCGCCGUUAGUGGGAAUGAAUUCGGAUGUUGGGGACUACACCGGACAUCACACUCUGCCACACAGAUUGUCCCAUCAGGUGAGUCGCAGCAGUGGUGCCAACAGUCCGCCCUUACCUCCGCCACCACCUCCAGAAAAUGAGGAACACUCUCAAUUCGGAAGACCGACACAAUCCAGUGGAGCUAUCAUGCCCAUCGUGCCCGACGAGGAGGAUUUACCUGGAUGGGUGCCAAAGAAUUACAUAGAAAAAGUUGUGGCAAUUUACGACUAUUACGCCGACAAAGAGGACGAAUUGAGCUUCCAGGAGAGUUCAGUCAUUUACGUUUUGAAGAAAAAUGACGACGGCUGGUGGGAGGGAGUAAUGGACGGAAUAACAGGCUUAUUUCCUGGAAAUUACGUCGAACCAUGCGUUUAAUUAAAAAAAAAAAAAUUGUUUUUAUACCCCCUUGACCUAUAACAAAGCCAGUUAAUUAAUUAAUUUCAAUUCUCCCACUUUAUACAACAGACUUUUUAUUUAUCGAAUAAAGGAAGAAUUGCCGACUAUUUAUAUUAUUUUAGUCGCUAAAUCAAUUUUAAAAACUUCCCUUUUUCAAGUUAGAUUAGAAAAAAAAAAACGUGUACGAAAAUGAUAAUUUUUAAAUAUCCAUGUAUCUGAUUAUACAGUCCAUGAAUAACUUCCAUUUAUAUAUAAAAAAAAAUUUCAAGGACUUCUAGACAUUUUUUGAAAAGAUUUCCAUUUGACAGACUGUAGUUAAAGGGUUAUUUAUAUUUAUAUUUUAGCUGAUAUUUUUUCACCUUGGAAUGGAGGGAAACAUUAAAAAAAAGAACUAAAAUGUAUUUCUAAGCAUUUAUUUGUCAUAUAUUUAGAAACAACAUCGUUGUAUUGUUCCAAUUAUAAUCAACUUUUUUAAAGCGAUUUCAAUAAAAAUUGGUUAAAAAUAUAA